AUGGUGUGGAGCGGUCCGCUUCUGCAUGCGGCAGCUGUACGUUGUGCCGGGCAGCUGCAGCAGCUUGAUGCACAGAAUCUGUGCAACUUUGCGCAAGGCCCAGCCUCGUCAAGUUAUGCAGGCGUUGCCUUGCUACACGCAGCUGCGGAGGAAGCAGUGCCAAAGGUCCUGCAGCCUUCUCCUCAAGAGCCAGCCAACACGAGGUGGUGGCUUGUGGACUCGAGCUCGAUGACCCAGCCGCUCUCGGAUGCGCUCUCUGACGCAGCGCUGCGUGGAGCGAGUCAUCUGCAGGGGCAGGCGCUCUGCUCCUUGGCAGAUGCAAGUCUGCCCUGUCAGGGCCAGCUGCUGCUGCAUCUUCACGCCUUUGUGGACAAAUUCUUCAAGGCCUGGUCUCCAACUGAGACUUGGGACGCCGGGCAUGCAGCUCGCGCCGUGUCGAGCUUUGAAAUCGACAGCUUGGGUCUGCAUGGAAGCAGGAGACUCUGCGACAAGAUUGGAAUUCCAGAGGCCAGCCCUGAGUUCGUUCUUCGGGCAAAGUCCAAGCUCGGUGAAAGAUUGCGAGCGUGCCAGACAGCUCCGCCUGUUCACGGCUGGCGCCGGCCUCGGAUCCUCGCCUACGCUGAAUACACCUUCACAGGAGCCCAGACGAAAAGAGGAAGCCUUCUGUUUGAAAAUGGCCUGCGAGUUGAUGGGUGGGUCGCAGAUUACAGGUGGCUCACACCCACAGAUCUUCCUCUCAGCCGCUGGGUCGACAGGGCUUUGUGUGCCGAGGCGCAGCUUCUUACCUCCCUCUGCCAGCAGCGGGAGCUGGUGAACUUGACCGGCGAGGUCGAACUUUACACGUCUUCCCCUCCCUGCCUGUCGUGUCUGGGCCUCUUCUUCCAGUUCAGGGGGGUGUUUCUCCACGCGACGCUGCGCUUCUCCUGCGGCUUGGUGCGUGCCUGGGAGGCGUGGGUGCCGCUGUGA
Symbiodinium necroappetens is the source of this 966-nucleotide messenger RNA. The record is from the annotation of a GenBank genome assembly. NCBI's taxonomy places the organism in Eukaryota, Dinophyceae, Suessiales, Symbiodiniaceae.